This is a messenger RNA of Amphimedon queenslandica, 1019 nucleotides long. RefSeq names its product putative hydroxypyruvate isomerase. The transcript has 9 exons. The record is from RefSeq and is a predicted model, not a curated record. Gene Ontology annotation, biological process: glyoxylate metabolic process. Lineage: Eukaryota; Metazoa; Porifera; Demospongiae; Haplosclerida; Niphatidae. Bases 67 to 846 code for a protein of 259 amino acids. Gene Ontology annotation, molecular function: hydroxypyruvate isomerase activity.
ACUGCAAAGAUUAAAUUGAGCCACACCUAGAUCUAGGCACAACCACACCUGUUUUUUUGAUAGAGGAUGCCACUCAAACUAUCAGCCAACUUGGGCUUCCUUUUUCAGGACAAGCCACUUUUGGAAAGAUUUGAAGCAGCAGCAAAAUGUGGUUUCAAAGCAGUUGAAUGCACUAAUGACAUAUACGAGGUAGAUAAAGAUGUACUGGUACAAGCAAAAGAGAAAGCAAACGUCAAAGUGAUCCUCAUAAACAUGCCAAAAAAAGUGACAGCUCUACCCGGUAAGGAAAGUGAAUUUAAAGAGUCGCUCGAUUUGGCUAUUGACUAUGCUACAGCACUGGACUGUCCAAGGAUUCAUCUUAGCCCUGGCUCUCUCUCUACUCCUAUGGAUUGGUCUAAUCCAGAAUGGCAAGCAGCUCGAUCUACAUACCUUUCAAACGUGUCAUAUGCUGCAGAUCUUUGCUCUCCUAAAGGUAUCAUUCUGACACUUGAACCUCUCAGUACAAUACCUAAUGUCUUCUUACAGUAUCAGCAACAAGCUGCAGAUUACAUCAGAGAAUUAAAGAAAGACAAUGUCAAGUUACAAUUUGAUUUUUAUCAUGCUCAAAGGAAUGGUGGAAAUCUCUGCGAGUUUCUAGAAAAGAACAUUGAUAUAGUAGGUCACGUUCAGAUAUCUCAAGUUCCUGGCAGACAUGAGCCGGACUUGGAGGGUGAGAUAAACUGUCCAUUUGUAUUCAAAACUCUGGAAAGACUCAGAUUCGAUGGCUGGAUGGGAGCCGAAUACACGCCCAGAAGCACCAUUGAAGAAGGAUUAGAUUGGGCUAAAGAAUACAUCAAUAACAGCUAAGAAAUGACUGGUUCUGCAUUAAGCUGCUCCUGAGACUAAUAUCUAGUUUUAAUUAUAACAAAAAUCUACAAAACACACACAAUAGCACACAAAAGUGCUAUUAUAACAACAAUAAUAAUAAUAAAUUAAUAAUAAUAAUAUCAGUUGGUAUGAUGUUUCCUAUGACAGCAAAA